AAGCAACAACAGCAGCGAGAGGACUGAAAGGAGGAAAGCUGCAGUAUAACUUACAACAUGGCGUCUGCUGAAUUUGCUGAUCCUGGAAUCGGUGGAGAAUUUGAAUUUUCCGAGAAGUCCGUAAGACUGGGCUUCAUCAGGAAGGUAUAUGCUCUGCUUAGCGCUCAACUCAUCAUCACCUUCGGUAUUGUCGCCAUCUUCGUCUGGGUGCCAGACGUCCAAACAUUUGCCGCAACCAACUAUGCUCUCUUUUGGUCUGCCUUUGGUCUGACAAUUGCUAUGGUAAUUAUCCUGGCUUGCUGUGGCAACUUCAGGAGAAAGACACCUUACAACUACAUUGCUCUCUUCAUCUUCACCAUCUGUGAGGGUUACCUACUGGGAUGCUGCAGUGCAACAUUUGACGCCCCAGAUGUUGCAGCGGCCAUUGUGGUCACUUUUGUCGUUACAGGAGCACUCACAUUGUUUGCCUUCCAGACAAAAUGGGACUUCACGGUGAUGGGCGGGCUGCUCUUAGUACUGGUUACCUCGCUCAUCAUGUUCGGAAUCUUCGCAGCAAUCUUCAAUGACAGGAUAUUACAAAUGGUGUACGCCUGGCUUGGAGCUCUGUUGUUCUCGUUUUACUUAGUGUUCGACACACAGCUGAUCCUGGGAGGUAAACACAGGAUUGCUAUCUCACCUGAGGAAUACGUCUUCGCUGCUCUCAACUUGUAUCUAGAUAUUAUUAACCUCUUUCUAUAUAUUCUUGCCAUUUUCGGAGGCAGCAGAAGCUAGAUCAUCACGCUCUUCUCAACGUCUCUUAUUAUAUAAGUGUGAAUGUCAUUGUUACCUUCAACACGGUUUCUUUACCAAAACAAAAGCAAAUUAAUGUAAACUAAAAAAUUGAAUGGUUCACCAGAGAUUACUGCAUAUGGAAUAUAAACUUAGGAAAUGGCAUAGUAACUACCACCAUUUAUCUUCACAUCAUGAUAAAGCUUUUAAACAAACCAUACCACGGGUGGGGAUAGAACCCGCGAUCAGAGAGUCUCAAAACUCCAGACCGUCGCGUUAGCCACUGGACCAGCUAGCCACAAUAAAAUUCGUCCAACUAGGUAUAUUUCUACACCAUAUGGUGUAUAUUUCUACACCACGGUCUGGAGUUUUGAGACUCUCUGACCGCGGGUUCUAUCCCGCCCGUGGUAUGGUUUGUUUGCAAUCGUGUCAUUACGAUUUCGUGAGUCAUAAAGCUUUUAUCAGUGACAAAAUCACUGCAGUAACAUUAAAUUGCAUUUUAACUAGCAACACUUUUUGCUCUUUUCCUGCCUUAAACAGUAAAUAAAAACUUACAUAUUGCAAUAUAUGGACUCUUGAAAACUUUCUUUUUUGGGGAAAUUCCAACCCAGAUGAACUUUAAUGGUGGUUGACCUUAACUUGUGAGAUUCUCAGUGUUACAAGGAAGGUUGAUGAUGGCAUAACACGCUCAAUCUCGGUACAUUAAGUUAUACCAUAUAUCAACAGAAGUAUCCAUAUUGAAUCUGAAAUCAUUAGGACUUAUGUCUGUUAAUAAAGAUGACCACAUUGCUCAAUGAUAACCCGUAUGGAGACAGAAACACUCAAGAUUAGUUGAUCUGUAUUUCGACCACCUCACCCCGUAAAUGUUUAUGUAUCUGAGCUGAAGAGGAUCCCAAAAGGUGAUCGAAAUAUACAGACCAAUUAAUCUUCUGUGUUUGUCUCCAUAUGGGUUAUUAAUGAGUAUUGCCAACUGUUAAUUAGACUUUAGUUAUCCAUGAGUGCAGUAAUUAGGUAGUCUUGGUAUCAAUCAAUACGGUUACUACACUCAGCAGCUGUCAGCCACAGGUGAGUGUAAUUAGUUGGAGGUUCUGAGGACAGUUCAUUAUUAUCUAAUAUAAUAAAUAAAACAUUAUAUAUAUUACAUUAGAGUACGUCCGCCUCUACCUUGUGAUACAGGAAACGUUUCGCCACACAGUGGCUUCAUCAGUCCAAUACAAAGAGGAAGGCGUAAGGAGAGGAGGAGCUGAGGUCAACUACCGCAGUCUUCACACGUUCAUCCUUGCACAACACCAGAGAGCUUUAAUAUAAAGCUACCCCCCUUUUUCUUUAAUAAAACUGUACCGUUCUUCACUCUCCUUCUGCCAGCUCUAACACCUUUACUUAACUCGUUCCCACAAAUAUAAUAAUUAGAAUAAUCCUACAAAUGUAGUGUCGUUUCCACUGUGUGGGACUGAGGUUUACAACUAUUAUUGUGUGUAUAUAAUUUCCUUUUCACUUAAUAUUAUAUUACUGAUAUCUUCAUUAGUAGCUAAAAUGAAGAUAUCUUGUUAUAUAUUAUUAUCUGACCCUAUAUUAUUAGCUAUAUAAAUAGGUAGGAUGUGUGUUGAAUUAUGUUGCUAACUACCGUAACAUUGUUAGGGUAAAUCGGUGUCUCGGGGGGUGUCCCGUGAACCGAUUUAAUGUAAGGCUUGGAGGCGUUGCUAGGUCAGUCCCUGCCUUCCUCCAGCCCAGGAAACAUCUCCUCUUUCUAAUGUUUUUAUUUUUGAUCGAGUUUUGGGUUUAGAGGUUUCCAUGGUGAGCCGGAAAACCUGUUUCGAUACUCUGAAUAUUGCGGAAAAAAACAGAAGUAUUCCAAUAUAGUGAUUUUGAUAUUAAGGUUGUGGUUCUUUCUGAUAUUCUAAAGUAAAGCUUUGGGUUGAACUGUAUGGUUUUUACGUAUUACCGUAGUCCGGCAUGGAGUGGUACGACUUCCAUAGAGAUUCUUUUGAAGAUCUUUGCUGGGUUUGAUAAUUUUAUCUUUGUUCCUGCUCCGUUGUGAUUGUUAUAUUCUGAUGUUUCGACAUAUUUCUUUACCUUUGUGUAACUUCUUGCUUGUUAGGUAACUAUGUUUGAACGAAUAUAUUAUUCGAAGAAUUAUGAUUAAUCUUGUUUUGGCUUGAGUAAGAGUCUAGCCACGUCAAGGUAUUACUUGUACUUGACAAUUACUGAAACUUUCAUACAUAUAUAAAUUAUGUAAGACUUAUGUCUGAGAAUAUUAUUUUAGUAAAGUAUUCUCAAAGUUGUACUCGAAGUCACGUACCUUCAGCACUAUAGUACCAAGAGUACUGUAAGUCACGUACCUUCAGUACUAUAGUACCAAGAGUACUGUAAGUCACGUACCUUCAGCACUAUAGUACCAAGAGUACUGUAAGUCACGUACCUUCAGCACUAUAGUACCAAGAGUACUGUAAGUCACGUACCUUCAGUACUAUAGUACCAAGAGUACUGUAAGUCACGUACCUUCAGCACUAUAGUACCAAGAGUACUGUAAGUCACGUACCUUCAGCACUAUAGUACCAAGAGUACUGUAAGUCACGUACCUUCAGCACUAUAGUACCAAGAGUACUGUAAGUCACGUACCUUCAGCACUAUAGUACCAAGAGUACUGUAAGUCGCGUACCUUCAGUACUAUAGUACCAAGAGUACUGUAAGUCACGUACCUUCAGUACUAUAGUACCAAGAGUACUGUAAGUCACGUACCUUCAGCACUAUAGUACCAAGAGUACUGUAAGUCACGUACCUUCAGUACUAUUGUAUUACUCAACGAAAGAUACACUUUUAUAUUAAACAUAUUAAAUUUGAUCUUGUGGGAUCAUUACCUAGUUAUAAUCACAAAUCUCUAGAAUGAUGAUAUUUCUACUAAAGGAUAACUUUAGUAGAAAUAUCAAAGUAGUUGAAUCAAGGACAAGUGUCCUUGAUUCAACUACUUGUUACGAAAGAAAAACCAUUAAAGAGUAAAUACGUAAAGGGGUUCAUUCAAGGAUUCCCUGGAGUUCUGUACUCCUUAAUUGUGUAACCCAGCAUCACAUAAAAUUUCUGUUAUUGUAACAUGUAGUAAUAUUACAUUAUCCAUGAAGGAUAACUUGUAUUACCAAAGCUCUUUUUUAAAUAUUACAAUUGUCUGUCAAAAACAGUAGCACCUCUCUUCAGCCUUGGCUGAUCCCUGGGGUCAAACCAAGAAUCUAUACUGAAUGUUUCCUAGUGACUACUAACCUGGGGUUAAGCUGUCUGUAUAGUAAAUAAGAGUAUAUCACCGUAUCUACUGACAAUAUUGUUAAACACAUGCUGUACAUCACGUGUAUUACUGUACCUACUGACCCUGGGGUUGAACACAGCCUGUACGUCACCAGUAUUACUGUGCCUACUGUGCCUACUGACCCUGGGGUUGAACACAGCCUGUACGUCACCAGUAUUACUGUACCUACUGUACCUACUGACCCUGGGGUUGAACACAGCCUGUACGUCAUCAGUAUUACUGUGCCUACUGUGCCUACUGACCCUGGGGUUGAACACAGCCUGUACGUCACCAGUAUUACUGUGCCUACUGACCCUGGGGUCGAACACAGCCUGUACGUCACCAGUAUUACUGUGCCUACUGUCCCUACUGACCCUGGGGUCGAACACGGCAACACUGAUCUUGUAUAAACUAGUGUUACUACCCCGUGUAUUGCAUAAACUAGUGUUACUACCCCGUGUAUUGCAUAAACUAGUGUUACUACCCCGUGUAUUGUAUAUUCAACUAGAUUUGUGGUAUAUUUAUAGUUUUCUCUAUAUUGCUUUCCCUUCAUUUUUUUAUAUAUGUACAACCAUGAUAAAAAUGUCUCUUAAGUAUGCAAAAUAACAUUAGGUUGGGUGGGGGGUUGAACGAUAGCUCUAGGCCUUUCGUGUUGCAGUCAACACAUCUGGAGUUUGUAAUGUUGCAGAAAUAGAGCAGGAAAUCCAGAAAGGUUCGUUCAUGUGAACGGGUGAGCCAUUUACAUGAACGAACCGUACUGGAUUUCCUGCUCUAUUUCUGUAACAUUACAAACUCCAGAUGUGUUGACUGCAACACAAAAGGCCUAGAGCUAUCGUUCAGUUAUCCCUAUGUUUAUUUUGCAUCUUGUGUCGCUUCUUCACGAUUAUUGCAUAAUAUUAAGUAAAUGUAUGUCUCAGAGAUUUGUAACUGUACGUGUUAUACAGUGUUUACAGUGGCACUGUACGUGUUAUACAGGGUUUACAGUGGCACUGUACGUGUUAUACAGGGUUUACAGUGGUACUGUACGUGUUAUACAGUGUUUACAGUGGCACUGUACGUGUUAUACAGGGUUUACAGUGGCACUGUACGUGUUAUACAGGGUUUACAGUGGCACUGUACGUGUUAUACAGGGUUUACAGUGAUACUGUACGUGUUAUACAGUGUUUAUUAGUUGUAUUGCUGUAUUCUUGCACAAUAAAACACAUUAUAAUUAC
Cherax quadricarinatus is the source of this 5256-nucleotide messenger RNA. RefSeq names its product protein lifeguard 1. NCBI's taxonomy places the organism in Eukaryota, Metazoa, Arthropoda, Malacostraca, Decapoda, Parastacidae. The record is from RefSeq and is a predicted model, not a curated record.